AUGUUAAUCUGUAGACGCGUUCAUACACAAACACGAUCUUACAUUUGCAACGAAAUCAAUUGUACCAAGAGCUAUACCAAAAAAUCACAUUUAACAAGACACAUUCGUCGUAGCCAUUUACAAGAUAUAAGGGAUGAUAAGCCUGAAUGUAGAGUCGCUGCCAUCUUGAACAGUGCUACUGCGACCACCUCGGCCACCACAGACGAUGAUGAUGACGAAGAAGAAGAGGAGAUAGACGACCAUGUGGACACCUACGAUACUGCAAGCAUAGUGAAGAAGGAGGACGUCUUGAUAAAUCAAAAAUCUCCAUCCAGUGUUGUAUAUCCAUCAGCUAUAAAUCAGCAAUCGAGCUAUUGGCCCACUUCAAAUCCAUCGUGUUACUCAAACAACAACAAUAACAUUAUCUACUCGUCUUUACCCACGGUAUACCAACCAACAGGAAAUGGCUAUUACUAUCAUGGACGACAGGGCUACUAUCCCUUUUAA
Molecule: messenger RNA, 486 nt
Organism: Mucor velutinosus
Lineage: Eukaryota; Fungi; Mucoromycota; Mucoromycetes; Mucorales; Mucoraceae
Exons: 2
Coding region: 1-486 (161 amino acids)
Source: RefSeq, a predicted model, not a curated record